Molecule: messenger RNA, 602 nt
Organism: Formica exsecta
Lineage: Eukaryota; Metazoa; Arthropoda; Insecta; Hymenoptera; Formicidae
Product: lipase 3-like
Exons: 3
Coding region: 16-582 (188 amino acids)
Biological process (GO): lipid metabolic process
Source: RefSeq, a predicted model, not a curated record
CCUCUUUUGUUUACAAUGUUUUUUUUCUUUCAGCCGGAGAUGAUAAGAAGCGCGGGUUAUCCCGCGGAGGCUCAUGUUAUAAUGACGGAGGAUGGGUAUCUCUUGACGUUACAUCGUAUUCCAGGUGGCAACAAUUCUCUACCUGUGCUGCUGCAACACGGUCUUUUAAGCAACUCCGCUCAAUGGAUUAUUCUUGGCAAAGACAAAGCAUUCCCUUACCUAUUAGCGGAUCAAGGAUACGAUGUUUGGUUAGGCAAUUUUCGUGGUAAUAUUUAUUCGAAAGCGCAUAUUUCUUUAUCUCCGUCGGACUCGACAUUUUGGGAUUUCAGUUUCAACGAAAUGGGCAUCUACGAUUUACCCGCGAUGAUUAAAUUUAUUACAAAUAUGAAAUCGCAACCGUUGCAUACGUAUAUCGGUCAUUCGAUGGGUACAACAACUUUUUACAUAAUGGCAUCAGAGCGUCCAGAAAUCGCUCAAAUGGUGCAAAUGAUGAUCAGCUUGGCACCAGCGGUCUUCGUAAAUCAUAUGCAAAGUCCGAUACAAUACUUGGUCCCUUUCAGGAGGGAGCUAAAGGUAAAGUAAAAAAUAUACUAGAGAUACUG